AUGGAAAAGGUUAUCAGUGCAUCACGGGGAAUCCCAGUGCUGUUUACAUUGCUACUAAUGCUACUUUCUAGGGUUUGCCAGCAUAACGCAGCUGCCUCGGCUUUCACCUGUGGAAUACGACGCCUCGCUCCGAUGGGGCUGGUGACAAAGGGCAUCCAGGCCCAACAAGGCGACUGGCCGUGGCAUGUGGCGCUGUUUCAACGCGGCAAAGCCGUCAAAGCCUUGUACAAAUGUGGUGGGUCGAUCAUAAGCGAAAAUUUUGUCCUUACCGCUGCCCACUGCAUCGAACAUCCCGAUCCAGAACAGUACCUCCUCAAAGCUGGGUUACACUACCUGAACAAUGAUAGCGAUCCGGACGUGGUGCUGUACAACGUUUUCGAGAUUAUUCUGCAUCCGAAGUACGACAACAUGAAGUACUACAACGACAUCUCGCUUAUACGCCCCGAUCGCGUCAUCUCGUUCACGACGUCCACUAUCUUCCCGAUCUGUUUGUGGCCAGCGCAAAAAUCCACGGUGAUCGACAUCCUGCGCACUUCAGGCAUCGCCGUCGGGUUUGGUUUCGAUGAAAACCACCGCACCAGUGAAAUACUUCAGCAGGCGUCGAUGCAGGUGAUCGAGAAGCAGCGAUGCAUCGAACAGCUGCCUGAGCACGUUCGCUAUCUUCCGCAGCACGUUGGGAAGUUGUGUGCGAUCGGGACGGAGACUGGCGCCAACGUAUGCAGUGGUGAUAGUGGCGGAGGGCUAUUCUUCGCCAAGGACUCGGUGUGGUAUUUGCGUGGUAUCGUGAGUGCGGCAGCUCGGAAGGACCUGGAUAAUGGCAAGUUUAGCUGCAAUGCGGCACUGCCCGCUACGUAUACGGACGUCUCGGAGUAUGUGCAGUGGAUCGAGGCGCAUCAGAAGAUCGUAGAUCAACGGAACCUGCUCAAGCUGGAAGAGUGCGGUGUAGCACUUCAUUCUGACGUGGCAAACGAAACGCUAAAGCCGAUAUUCAACCAGUAUCCGUGGAACGUGCUGUUGGAGUUUCGGCAGAACGAAAAAUCACCAGUUCACUUGGUGUGCAGUGGUGUGUUAGUACAUCCGCGUUACGUGCUCACUGUAGGUCACUGUUUGCAGGGCAUUCACAACAGCUACAAUCUAAAAUCGGUGCGACUCGGCGAGUACAACAUUCGCACGCUAGAGGACGUUAAUCCAGACGCCCCGAACGCGACGCCUACUACAACGCAGUCAGUGGACAUUGAGCGAAUCAUUUUCCAUACCAGCUUCCAUCAACCGUAUUAUGCCAACAAUCUGGCGUUGCUGAAACUCAAGCACAAUGCCGACACGAGCAAACCGAACAUAAUGCCGAUCUGCCUGCCGAGUAUGGACGACUACAAGGAGUCCUUUCUUACGCUGAGCGGCUGGAAGCGCAACAAGAACGUUUUCCCGCGGAUGGAACGAUCUGCGAUGAACUUAACAUCGACCACCGAGUGUCGGGAAGCGUACGAGAAGCUGGGCGUACGGCUACCUCAGUCGGAAGACGCCUUGUGUGCCAUAUACGAUACACAGCUGAUGGCCAGGUGUCACAAUUACGCGUCGGGAUCAUCGUUGCAGUACAUCAAGCGUGUAGAUAAGCAACCCCGCUAUUUCCUAGCUGGACUGUUGGCGUUUAACUUCCCGUUCUGUCGCCAGAACGGAAGCGAGAUGUUCGUAAACCUCAACGAUGCGAGUGAAUGGAUCAAAAAAGAGAUUAAAUGAAGCGUUCGGGAUGCGUUAAAUUAUAUGAUGAACGUAAUUAGCUGGUAGUAAUGAAGAAAACACAAAUGUUGAAAAGUUUGACUACAGAAAUGUUACUUUCAAUGUUGACAACAA
Messenger RNA from Anopheles nili, 1848 nucleotides. RefSeq names its product polyserase-2-like. NCBI's taxonomy places the organism in Eukaryota, Metazoa, Arthropoda, Insecta, Diptera, Culicidae. The coding region runs from base 1 to 1734 and encodes 577 amino acids. The transcript is spliced from 4 exons. Gene Ontology annotation, biological process: proteolysis. The record is from RefSeq and is a predicted model, not a curated record. Gene Ontology annotation, molecular function: serine-type endopeptidase activity.